AAGAAAAGUAUAAAUCAAUGGGGAUUGGGCCCAGUCAGAAGAAGGCCCAAUCUGAACACUUUCCAACGCGUUUCACUUUCCGGGGUUUCAAUUCUUGCCCUAACCGCCUCCUUGACGAACAGUCGAACAGAGAAACAAAAUUGUCCGUGACAGUCGAGUCACCUAUCGAACAAAUUACUCCGUCUGAAAGUUGGAAACAAAGAGCAGAAACCCUAAUCCAAGCUUGAGAUAUAUCGACGUGCUUGCAGUUGCAGGUUCUGAAUCCCCGGCUGCUCGUCAUGGCAACCAGGCUUCAAUUCGAGAACAAUUGUGAAGUUGGUGUUUUCUCCAAGCUGACAAAUGCAUAUUGCUUGGUUGCGAUUGGAGGUUCUGAAAGCUUCUACAGUAUCUUUGAGACAGAGUUGGCAGAUGUCAUUCCAGUGGUUAAGACCUCGAUUGGGGGAACUAGAAUAAUUGGGAGGCUAUGUGCUGGAAACAAGAAUGGACUUCUAGUGCCACACACAACCACUGAUCAGGAACUUCAGCACUUGAGGAACAGUCUACCUGAUUCAGUUGUUGUCCAGAGGAUAGAGGAGAGAUUGUCUGCUCUUGGAAAUUGCAUUGCUUGUAAUGACCAUGUUGCUCUUGCACAUACUGAUCUGGACAGGGAAACUGAAGAACUGAUAGCUGAUGUUCUUGGAGUUGAAGUAUUCAGGCAGACGAUUGCUGGUAAUAUUCUUGUAGGAAGCUACUGCGCUCUCACAAACAGAGGCGGUUUGGUGCACCCCCACACUUCCAUUGAAGACCUGGACGAGCUUUCCACCCUUCUCCAGGUCCCCUUGGUUGCCGGAACAGUUAACCGCGGCAGUGAAGUCAUCGCUGCAGGAAUGACAGUUAACGAUUGGACAGCAUUCUGUGGGUCAGACACCACAGCAACCGAAUUGUCUGUUAUCGAGAGCGUUUUCAAGCUGAGGGAAGCGCAACCUAGUGCCAUUGUCGACAAGAUGAGGAAGUCCUUAAUCGACAGUUACGUCUGAGAAUUGUUGUAAUAUCAGUUGGGAGUGUGGCGCAUCUUUGUAUUCGUACACUCUCAUGUUUUCCCCCUUUUCAUCUCAAUUGUAAGGUAAAAUUUUGAAACUUGAUGCAGUUGGUAUAUCUUCUAUAUUGGUGGUGUUAUCUACUUGUCAAUGCAGAGUAGAUAUUUAACAAAACACAUAUUGGAGGUAUGGUUUUCUCUGUCUCUCUCUGCAACACGUCCACAACAGGUACAAACACAAGCCAGCAGUUGACCCGAUCAAAAAUGGUGCUUGGCUGUUUGUAUUUUGUAUUCUAAGAGCUGAGCUGUCAAUACAUUAACGUCGCGUCUUGUCAGUAUUUGUCUGAUGUGUUGUUUAAUCUUUUCUUCCGAGGUCUGUAAACAAUAUAACUGCAAUUUCGCUAUCAUGGAUUUUUCAUUUCUCAGCGGAGAACCCGAAACCCUAUCGUUUCUAUUGCGGUCAUAUAAUACGUUUCAUUCAUCUUCCUGUCGGCAUUCCUCCUCCGCCAUUGUUCCAUCCGAUGCCUUCCCAGUCAACGCCGCCGCAGACCCGCCGGAAGUCGACCGCCUGGCCGUCCUCCUUCUUCAUCUACUUCCUAUCCCCUGUUUUAGUAGCCACUCUGCUCGUCUACCAUCUGGACUCGUUCGACCCAGUCCACCUCCCUCUCCACGAGUUGACCCAGCCUCCCCUCAAAGCUCCCUUCACCAACCACGCCAUCCUCAAAAGCUCCGAGCUUGUCGGUCAGGGCCAGCUCAACGCACCCGAGGACAUCCUCUACGACGCCGUCUCCGGCGUCUUCUACACCAGCUGCGCUGACGGGUGGAUCAAGCGAGUCACGGUCAACGACUCGGUUGCUGAUAUGGCGGUGUCAAACUUGGUCAACACCGGCGGCCGGCCGCUUGGACUCGCCCUCGACCGAACCAGCAAUGCUUUGAUUGUAGCUGACGCUUACAAGGGGUUGCUUAGAGUGAGCGGGGAUGGAGGAAUCGAAGUUCUGACGGUGGAGGCAGAAGGGGUGAAAUUCAAGCUGACGGACGAGGUCACCGUAGCAGAAGAUGGGACAAUCUAUUUCACGGAUGCUUCUUAUGACUACACUGUGGCGGAAUCCAGCUUUGACAUUUUGGAAGGGAAGCCCCGUGGUCGGUUGCUGAGAUACGAUCCUGACACUAAACAGACCGACGUUCUGCUCCAUGACCUCUACUUCGCUAAUGGAGUCGAGAUUUCACCUGAUCAACAGUCCCUCGUCUUCUGUGAAACACCCAUGAGAAGGUGCAGAAAAUACUACAUAGAUGGGGAGAAGAAGGGGAAGGUGGAGAAAUUUGCUGAUAAUCUGCCUGGAUUCCCAGAUAACAUCCACUAUGAUGGUGAAGGCCACUAUUGGAUUGCGAUGCCAGGGGGAGCUAAUGCCCUGCUGGACUAUACAUUCAAACAACCCAUUCUCCGGAAGACUGUGGCAAUCCUCACAAAGCACCUGGGGCCACUACACUCGGAGAAGAACAGUGGGGUAUUCGUAGUGGAUUUGGAGGGGAAACCUGUGGCACAUUACAGCGAUCCGCAACUCGCCAUGCUCACCAGUGGAGUCAAGAUUGGAACUCACUUGUAUUGCGGCUCCAUCGUACAAAACCACAUCCUUCGCCUUGAUCUGGCUAAGCAUCCAGCACAGCCCACCACAUGAACAUAAUAGCAAACAAGCAAAUGAUCGAGAAACAUUAACCUCAAACGUAGUUGCUGCUCCUGCUGCGGCACUUGUAAUGAUAGAAUAAGAACAUUGCUGUAUUGUAGCUUCUAAGCAAGAUCCCCAUGGCUCGAAUUUAUGACAGGGCAACCACACAGCCAGCUUGACAGACAAGGCAUACAACUCAUAAUAUAAUAAGCAUCCAGACCUAGAAUUACUGCUCCAAGUUACAGAACGACCAGUCACAAGGGCAGAACGCAGAAACAAAGUUCUCAGCUUUUCCCGAGCCUACGAUUGUCCCAAUCCAGCACUUCAGACGUCUCUUCUACCGGCAAAAUUAUUGAACCGAAUCAGGAAAAGCCCCUAGCUAUGACACACUAAAUGUUACAAGCUAACAUGUCCGCCUACUUCCCCCCACUGAGCCUACCGUCGUUCAGGAAGGGGAGUAGGCGACUCAUGCGAAGACACUACUAAUUAAAACACAAUGGGACUCACUGCCGCUCAUUGAGGCAAGGCAGCUCACAGGCGACAAGUGCUAAGAGAGACAGCUACUUUAAAUUAGAAAGUACUCCACUCACUUUCCCUUAUGAAGGCUCCUCUUCAGAUCCUCAUUCUCUUUGCUGAGAACGUCAAUCCUCGACUGGAGUAUGUUAAUCAUGGCUUGAGUGCUCAUCAAAUCCAGCUUCAGCGUCUCCCUCUCAACUGAGACUUUGUGGACCUCACGCUGCAGGUCGUUGAUAAACUUCAUGCACCCAGAAGGGACCAUCGACUCGAGGCUAGCAGCAGUCAAUGUGGGUUCCUUUGGGGGAGAAGGCGGGGGAGGUGUGCGUUCCUUGGGCUCCAUAAGGGAGAAUUCUAGCAGUGCAGAUAUAGCUGUAGUAGUUGCAGCAGUUGUCGUCAUUGUCGUAUCAGUAGUAGCAGUCGUAGCACCUGUUGUUGUGGUAGAUGAGGAAAGGUCCUGUGUUGUUCUGGUCGACUUUUCUGAACCAUGAGAAUCAUAGUCGUUGUGCUUCCUUCUUUUGUACUGGAUCAGCGGGAAAGGAGCUUCUGUGUUGAGGACACACAUGGGAGUUUCCUCCUCCAUCUCCACACUUUCAUUCUUGCACAAGGACAGAAGGUCUCGAGUCUGCUUUGGGACUUCAUUGAAAUCAAAGGAUUCUUUGCUCAGGCGGUACUUAUCCUGCUCGACAUGAUUCGCCUGAGCAUAAGCUCCAUUGCAAGCAACAACUUCAUCUGCUGUAUCUUCUCCCGGGACAAGAGCAGUUUGACCAUCAUCCCACUCUUCCUCCAUGAAAGGAGCAUAGCGGUUUCCGCUUGGUGGUCCUAUAUUAUUCUUGUGAAACACUCUACAGAGAACAUAUGAAUCGCCCUUCAUAUUGCCAAGUCUCUCCAACUCCUCCUCAACUAAACGGUACUCAUGCAUAACCCAAUUGGUACGCUGGCCACCAGGGGCUCGUCCACUAUGGAACACAAGAGUCUUCUUCAUCGCUAUGAGUUGGUCGUCUCGACGAAUUUCCCGGUCUUUCCCGGUUGCUUUCCAGUAACCUCUGCCGGUAGCUCUGUUCAUUCUUGCACCAUUGCCAUAUUUCUUGUCCAGUGCACUAAAAAAGUACCACUCUUGGUCUCUGCUUUUCAACCUUGACUUGUCUGCAAGUUCCCAUGGCUCAUUUUUGUAGAUAUCGACUUCAGCGAUGGCGUUGAAGCGAACGGGCUUGUUCCCAACCUUCCUCCUCAAGUAAUAGCUGACGAGCUCUUCAUCCGUCGGGUGGAAUCGAAAACCAGGGGCCAAGGCAGUGGUGCUGGGCGCACCACCACCGGGCACAACAGCAGCCGCCGCCGGUUUUGGCGUAGGCGGUGUGGCCGGAACCAGCGCCAGAGCGGUACACGUAUCUCGAGGCAUGAUGAUAGGGAGAGAGAAGCGAGGGGGGGAGGAGGGAUUAGGGUUUGGUGGAGGCGUGGGCGAGGGGAAAUGGAGAGAAGGCGGAGAAUUGAUUGAAGGGAAAGGAAAGGUACCUUCAAUUGCAAGCAAUUUUGGUUGG
Linum tenue is the source of this 4730-nucleotide messenger RNA. The record is from the annotation of a GenBank genome assembly. Lineage: Eukaryota; Viridiplantae; Streptophyta; Magnoliopsida; Malpighiales; Linaceae.